GGUUAUCUAAAGUCUGUUCCUUUGCAAAAUGUUUCUGUUGAGACGGACAUCGUUGAUAUGAUAGCAGAAACAACGGUUUGUCAGACAUAUAAAAAUGUUGAAAAGGAUACAAUUGAAGCCAUUUAUAAAUUCCCACUUCAUGAAGCUGCAGCAGUAUGUGCAUUUGAAGCUGAAAUUGAUGGAAAGAAAAAAGUUAAAGGAAUAGUCAAAGAAGCAAAACAGGCAGCGCAGGAAUAUGACGAGGCUAUACAGCAAGGUCAUGGGGCUUAUCUCUUGGAAGAACAACUCCCGGAUAUUUUCCAAUGCUCCGUUGGCAAUAUCACUACUGGUCAAACCGUUGUUAUUAAAAUCACAUACGUAACCGAACUUAAACAUGAUGCUGAAUCUGAAAAAAUUCGAUUUGUUUUUCCUACUGCCAUUGCUCCACGAUACGGUUCAUCGGGUUAUUCUCCUGCAAAUGAUGGGAAAAAACUUAUUCCUGAUGAAGUAUCUUAUUCAGGAAAGACUGACUAUUAUUUAGAUCUUAAUAUUACAUGUAGAAUGACUUCUAUAAUUCAAAACAUCGAAUCACCAUCUCAUCAUAUUUCGACUGAAUUAAAUAUUGAUGGUAAUCCGAAUGUUUCAAAGAUUACUCUAGCCGAACAAAUUACUUAUUUAGAAAAAGAUUUUAUACUUGUUGUCAAAAGUCUUGAUCUCGAUAAACCAAGGGCCUUUAUUGAAUAUGACCCUAAGACAGAAACUAAUUGCGUUAUGCUAACUUUAGUACCAAAGUUUGCUAUUAAUGAAAUAAUGUCUGAAUUAAUUUUUGUGAUUGAUAGGUCUGGUUCAAUGGGUGGUGGACCUAUUAAGAAAGCAUCUGAGGCACUCCAAUUACUUCUUCGUUCAUUACCCGAAGAUUGUUUAUUUAAUGUAGUGUCAUUCGGAUCACGCUUUGAUUCUUUAUUUGAAAAGAGUCAACCUUAUUCUGAAGCAAGUUUCUCAAAAGCUCUCAAACAUGCACAAGAAAUGACUGCAAAUUACGGAGGAACUGUAAUUUAUAAUCCUCUAAAAUGGGCCUUUGAAAACUCAAGGAAUGAUAUGCCUACUUCCGUUUUCCUUCUUACUGAUGGUCAAGUUUACAAUGUUGAUCAAAUUAUAGAACUUAUUAAAUCUUGUGAAGAAAAGAAAAAAGAUGAUUUAAGAUUCUUUUCAAUUGGAAUUGGUGAUUCAGUUUCUCAUCAUUUAGUUGAGUCUGUUGCCCGUGCUGGUAAAGGAUAUUCGCAAUUUGUUACAAAUACUGAAAGAAUGGACAAAAAGAUUCUUGGAAU
Messenger RNA from Racocetra persica, 1307 nucleotides. Lineage: Eukaryota; Fungi; Glomeromycota; Glomeromycetes; Diversisporales; Gigasporaceae. The record is from the annotation of a GenBank genome assembly.